Trichogramma pretiosum is the source of this 1759-nucleotide messenger RNA. RefSeq names its product something about silencing protein 10 (gene Sas10). The transcript has 4 exons. Lineage: Eukaryota; Metazoa; Arthropoda; Insecta; Hymenoptera; Trichogrammatidae. The record is from RefSeq and is a predicted model, not a curated record. The coding region runs from base 425 to 1696 and encodes 423 amino acids. Gene Ontology annotation, biological process: maturation of SSU-rRNA from tricistronic rRNA transcript (SSU-rRNA, 5.8S rRNA, LSU-rRNA). Gene Ontology annotation, cellular component: small-subunit processome; nucleolus.
CAUUUUGAAUGACUCUCAUAUUUAUUUCCCGCGGUCUGCUGGGCAUUGCGAUAUGCAUUGCAUAUACAUAUACACGUGCGCAAAGCUGUGUAAAAACAUGCCAUGGUGAUGGUGUUCAAGACAGUCAGCUUUUUUCAUAAGGUAUGUUGUGCUGAGGCUGCUGGGACCUGGGUCAACCUGUUUUAACACGACUCUGAAAUCUGACUGCACGUGCGCCAUGCGGGCAAUAAUGGAGUUGCUUAUUCGGUUCUAAUGAUUAUACUUUCUCUCAGUUGAGAUUUAAAUUGUCGAACAUUUCACACGUGCUUUUGAAGUGUAUAGAUCCAUCUAUUAUACUAAUAACAAACGUGCCAGCUAAUUUUUGUUUUUUACUGUCAGUCGAUUGACAGUUUGUAGAUAAAUAAUAAAAUUUUUAAUACUCAAAAUGUCUGAUGAAGAAAUGAUGGACAAUUUUGAUUCUGAUGAUGAUUCAUUUGAAGGUCAAAAUAAACUACAACAAUAUAAUGGAUCAAAAAAACAAAAUUUUGACAGCGAUGAUGAGGUUAUGGGUGGUUUAAUUUCUGAAGAAGAUGACCAUGAUUCUAUAGAAUCUGAUAUUGAGGGUCUCAAUACUGACUUUAAUUUACCCAACGAAAAAGCGUGGGGUAAAAAGAAAAAAGCAUAUUAUGCCACAGACUAUGUUGAUCCUGAUUAUAAUUCAGUCAGUCAAAAAGAUAUUGAAGAGGCUGAAAAAGAAGAAGAGGUAGCAACAAGUUUGCAAAAGCGCCUGUUUGAACAAAUUGAUGAAAAUGAUUUUGGCCUAGAGUCUUUUGUUACAACAUCAAGUACAGUCAGUGAUGAUAAAUACGAAUCCUACAAAACUAAGACUGAUUUGGAUAAACUUAGUAAAAGAGAGAAAAAAAUAUUUUUUGAAAAAGAAAGUCCUGAAUUUAAACCAAUAUUAGCUGAUUUCAAAGGGUACUUGACAGAAGCUAAACAUGUUUUAGUUCCGUAUUUAAAAAGUUUUGAAUCAAAUUAUCCAGAAUUGGCUUCAACAAAAUUUUUCAAAACUAAAUUAGAUGUAAUCAUGCACUACUGUAUGAAUAUUUCUUACUACUUAAUGCUAAAAUCAAAAAAUGUACCUAUUGCCUCUCAUCCUGUCAUCAAAAAAUUAGGAAAGUAUAAGGAGAUAUUAUACCAGAUUGAAAAAGAUCAAGGAGAUCUCAUAGAAAAAGCACAAAUUUUAUUAGAAUCACAAGAAGAAGGAAAAACACUGUACAAGGUCAAAAAUUGUGACAAGUCUGUAUGUGAAUAUGAACAUAAACUUGAAAUGUCAAACGAAGAGAACAGUGAAGAGGAUAAUGAAGAAGAUAAUGAAGAAGAUAAUGAAGAAGAUAAUGAAGAGGAAAAGGAUAUGAUGGAUGAAAGCAGUAAGAAUGAUAAUAAUGCAUUAGUUAAUCCAAGUUCAGAACAGAGCAGCGAAAAUCCUGAAGAUGAAAAGAGAUUUAUUAAUUACCAAAUAGCUAAAAACAAAGGUCUUACACCACACAGGAAAAAAGAACAGAGGAAUCCCAGAGUUAAACAUAGAAACAAAUAUCGCAAGGCCAUUAUACAUAGAAAAGGAGCAGUCCGACAAGUCAGAAAAGAAGUUACCAAAUAUGGAGGUGAAAUAUCUGGUAUUAAGGCUGGUGUCAAGAAAGGAAUCAAACUUUUGUAAAAACCAUAUACAUGUUAAAAAUUUAGUUGUUAAUAAAAGUUAUAAGUGUCAAUACAUAAAAAA